AUGGCCGAGAAGCGGAGGGGCUCGCCGUUCAGCAUGCUAAGCCUCAAGGCACACGCCUUCUCAGUGGAGGCGCUGAUCGGCGCCGAGAAGCAGCAGCAGCUACAGAAGAAGCGGAGAAAGCUAGGCGCGGAAGAGGCAGCCGGGGCCGCGGACGACGGAGGCUGUAGUCGCGGCGGCGGUAGCGCGGAAGAAAAGGGUUCCUCUAUGAGAGACGAAGGCACUGCGCUCUCGCCGCAGCCUGGGGCGGUAUCCGGGCCGGCCCGGAGCAAUGCGGACCUGGAGCGGAGCUGUGGAUCCGGCGGAGCAGCUGGCGGCUGUGAGGACCGCUUCCUGCAGGGCACGUCUCCACAGGCGUCCCCUGGGGGCUCACCGAAGGGGUCUCCAGCACCUGCCCUGGCCCGGCCUGGGACCCCGCUGCCCUCGCCACAGGCACCGCGGGUGGAUCUUCAAGGAGCCGAGCUCUGGAAGCGCUUCCAUGAGAUUGGCACAGAGAUGAUCAUCACCAAGGCCGGCAGACGCAUGUUUCCAGCAAUGAGAGUGAAGAUCUCAGGAUUAGACCCUCACCAACAAUACUACAUUGCCAUGGAUAUUGUGCCAGUGGACAACAAAAGAUACAGGUAUGUUUACCACAGCUCUAAAUGGAUGGUGGCAGGUAACGCUGACUCUCCUGUGCCACCUCGGGUGUACAUUCAUCCGGACUCACCUGCCUCAGGGGAGACUUGGAUGAGACAAGUGAUUAGCUUCGACAAACUGAAGCUCACCAACAAUGAACUGGAUGAUCAAGGCCAUAUAAUUCUUCACUCUAUGCACAAAUACCAACCGCGAGUGCACGUCAUCCGUAAAGACUGUGGAGAUGAUCUUUCUCCCAUCAAGCCUGUACCAUCCGGAGAAGGAGUGAAGGCAUUCUCCUUUCCAGAAACUGUCUUUACAACCGUCACUGCCUAUCAGAAUCAGCAGAUUACUCGCCUAAAGAUAGAUAGAAAUCCCUUUGCCAAAGGUUUCCGAGACUCCGGGCGUAACAGAAUGGGAUUGGAAGCCUUGGUGGAGUCAUAUGCAUUCUGGCGACCUUCACUACGGACUCUUACCUUUGAAGAUAUCCCCGGAAUCCCCAAACAAGGAAAUACAAGUUCCUCCACCUUACUCCAGAGUUCUGGGAGCGGUGUUCCUGCCACCCACCCUCAUCUUCUGUCUGGCUCCCCUUGCUCCUCUCCUGCCUUCCAUCUGGGGCCCAAUACCAGCCAGUUGUGUAGUCUGGCCCCAGCUGACUACUCUACCUGUGCUCGCUCAAGCCUGACCCUCAAUCGGUACAGCACAUCCUUGGCUGAAACCUACAACAGGCUCACCAGCCAGACGAGCGAGACCUUUGCCCCACCCAGGACUCCUUCUUAUGUGGGUGUAAGCAGCAGUGCCUCCGUGAACAUGGCCAUGGGUGGCAGUGAUGGGGACACCUUCAGCUGUCCACAGACCAGCUUGUCCAUGCAGAUUUCGGGGAUGUCCCCCCAGCUCCAGUAUAUCAUGCCCUCACCAUCCAGCAAUGCCUUUGCUACUAACCAGACCCACCAGGGUUCCUAUAACACAUUCAGGUUACACAGCCCCUGUGCCUUAUAUGGAUAUAACUUUUCCACAUCCCCCAAACUGGCUGCCAGUCCUGAGAAAAUUGUUUCUUCCCAAGGAAGUUUCUUGGGGUCCUCACCGAGCGGAACCAUGACCGAUCGGCAGAUGUUACCCCCUGUGGAAGGAGUGCACUUGCUUAGCAGUGGGGGUCAGCAGAAUUUCUUUGACUCGAGGACCCUAGGAAGCUUAACUCUGUCAUCAUCUCAAGUGUCUGCACAUAUGGUCUGA
This is a messenger RNA of Chrysochloris asiatica (Cape golden mole), 1842 nucleotides long. It is a transcript of the gene TBX18, whose product is annotated as T-box 18. Gene Ontology annotation, cellular component: nucleus. NCBI's taxonomy places the organism in Eukaryota, Metazoa, Chordata, Mammalia, Afrosoricida, Chrysochloridae. Gene Ontology annotation, molecular function: DNA-binding transcription factor activity, RNA polymerase II-specific; RNA polymerase II cis-regulatory region sequence-specific DNA binding. Gene Ontology annotation, biological process: cell fate specification; positive regulation of DNA-templated transcription; somitogenesis. The coding region runs from base 1 to 1842 and encodes 613 amino acids. The transcript has 8 exons. The record is from RefSeq and is a predicted model, not a curated record.